Spinacia oleracea (spinach) is the source of this 1614-nucleotide messenger RNA. Its product is annotated as 1-aminocyclopropane-1-carboxylate oxidase homolog 1-like. The record is from RefSeq and is a predicted model, not a curated record. The transcript is spliced from 3 exons. NCBI's taxonomy places the organism in Eukaryota, Viridiplantae, Streptophyta, Magnoliopsida, Caryophyllales, Amaranthaceae. Bases 134 to 1432 code for a protein of 432 amino acids.
UUAAUUUCAUACGUAGUACAAAAUAUUUAAAACACAUUAGAAAAAAAUUGUUACUUGAUUUUCUCCAAAGCUCAAUAUUUUUUUGCGUACGUUCAUUCUUGUCUAUGAUAAAUUACAGAAAUAAAUAAAUAAAAUGAGAACCCCUUCAUGGUUAGCCGUAGUUUUUUCUUUUUUACCUUCAAAAAGAACAAACAAAAUCGUCACCCCUAGAACACAAUCUAGAAACGCAUCUAGAAAUGGUCGAACCACCGAGUCGACCACCCCUAGAACACAAUCUAGAAACGCAUCUAGAAAUGGUCGAACAACCACAAGCGAACCAACAACGCCACGUACGGUGGGCGAAACACCAACUAGUGGUGGUGGUGACGACCGGGCUACCUAUCUGAAGGCGUUCGAUGAGUCGAAAGCCGGGGUAAAAGGGCUAGUAGACACCGGGACAGCAACCAUUCCUAGUAUAUUCGUGCGACCGCGUGAGGAACGGUUGAAAGAUUAUGAAAUAAGCUCGAAGAAUAUAAGUGUCCCCACCAUAGACAUGAAUGCGCGUGACGAACGGACGAAAAAUAUUGUGGCGAAGGAAUUAACCGAUGCGGCUAAGGAAUGGGGAUUUUUUCAAGUGGUAAAUCAUGGGAUUCCUUUAGAUGUGUUGGAAAAUAUGCUUGAGGGAAUUCGAAGGUUUCAUGAACAAGAUACUGAGGUUAAGAAACCCUAUUAUAAUCGAGAUUAUCAUGCUAAUACGGUUAUUUAUAAUUCUAAUCAUGAUUUAUUUUCUUCAAAUGCUGCUAAUUGGAGGGAUACUAUGUCUGUUAAUACUCUCUUUACUAAUGGUCAUUAUGAUCCUGAAGACAUACCCCCAGCAUGCAGGGAUGCGGCAUUAAGGUAUAUAAAAGAAAUUACUAAUCUUGGGGACUACAUUCUUUCGUUACUAUCAAUUGGUCUUGGACUUAAACCUGAACGUCUUGGAGAACUAGAAAGUACUAAAGGUUGGUCACUAAGUUGCCACUACUACCCUAAAUGUCCACAACCACAACUUACCUUAGGACUCAAUGGACAUGCUGAUAUGUCUUUCUUCACCAUACUUUUGCAAGACCAAAUUAGUGCCCUCCAAAUUCUUCAUGAAAAUCAAUGGGUCAAUAUUAACCCUAUCAGCGGUGCCUUGACUUUUAACAUUGGAGAUACACUUCGGAUUAUAUCUAAUGACAUACUGAAAAGUGUGUAUCAUAGAGUGAUUGCGAGAGAUAUUGGACCAAGGGUUUCUCUUCCAUUCUUUUUCAAUGGUACUUUCGCAUCAACACAAAUGUAUGGGCCACUUAAGGAGCUAACAUCGGAAGAAAAUCCACCAAUUUAUAGGGAAUUCACACUUGCAGAGUUUAUGACGUACUUCCUCACUGUGAAAGUUGAUGAGCUUGGAGUUGAUCAUUUUAGACUUAAGUGACGGUCUGAAGAUGAUAACUAUAUUUUACUGGGAUGUUGUAUUGUACAGUAUUGUGUAUUUGUAUCAAUUCUUCUAUGUGUUAUAUGUCAAGUGCUUUUAACAGGCUAGAAAAUGGUUCAAAUAGAAAAUGGUUGUUUGUUGCAAAUAAUUAAUUAAAUUGUCGACGUUUAAUGCGCUGCAGA